CCAAUAAGAGUAGCCAUCAUUGGCAACGGCCUUGCAUCAGUCUGCGUUGCCAAAGGCCUGAAAGACAACCCUCGCUUCCAAGUUGCCAUCUUCGAAGGCAGCGAUGGCUCUUGGGUGCAGGGUCAAGCCUUUGGUCUCGGCUCAAAUGCACAGCGAGCUCUGGAGUUGCUGAAUCCGGAGUUGAGAAAAGCUCUUGAUGACGCAGGCGGAACGCCAUUGCCGAGAAGCGCGAAGAUAGGCACCGGUCCAGAUGCUGGCGAGUUCAUUGCGUACCUCGACAACACUUCUCCGCAGAUCGUGGUCGGGCGUGGCGUCUUUCAGAGAGAAAUCAACAAGACCAUUCCGGGCAUACCGAUAAAUACAAACGCGAAGGUCACGAGAGUCGAGCCUGGUAUAGAUAUAGGAAGUCCGGCCACGGUGCACUUCGAGGACGGCAAGUCAUUAGAGUUUGACGCAGUCAUUGGCGGUGACGGCCUCAACUCCGUGGUUCGAGCGGCUGUUCUGGGUGCUGACAAUCCGGCCACGAAACCGAGAGGCAUGGGUGGCUUCAACAUGCGUAUUGUGGUUCCACUCGAGAAGGGCAUCGAAGCGUUUGGCAAGGAGCAUUGCGAGGAAGACAUCCAAACUGGAUGGGUCGGCGACGGCGGCUUUCUGCUAACCGACAAGCUUGACAACGGCCAGAGCAUGCAAGUCAUCGCAGGCUGGAAGGAGCGCCCAUCUACUGGUACUGGCUGGCCAUACCAAGAACCCUUCCACGAGUGGUCGAAAGACGAAGUAGCCGAGGAUCUUCGCGGCUGGGGAAAUAUUGGCAAGGGUAUGGCGAAAUUGUUCGCCGAACAGGAAAAGCUUUUCGCUGCAGCUGCCAGAUCUCACAUUGGCACUACGAAAUACAGCAAUGGUAAUACUUGCACGAUCGGCGAUGCUGCAGAGUCCUUUGCGCCCGCAAGAGGAGCUGGCGCUGGCCAAGCCAUCGAGGAUGCCCUCCUCCUGCAAACAGUCCUAAAUCAAGUCGAGAGCAAAGCAGACAUCUCGAAAGCCUUGGCGGUUUACGACAGAAUCCGGCGGCCUAGAAGGUCGGAAGUUGCGCGCCAGAGCAACGAAGCCGGCCUUCUUCUGUGCGGCAGGUCCGACGCAGCAGUCGACAAGGAGAAACUGAAGAAGAAGUUCGAGAAUUGGAACGCUUUCAUCUACGAGUAUGACCUGGAAGGCAUGGUGCAAGAA
This is a messenger RNA of Pseudocercospora fijiensis CIRAD86, 1221 nucleotides long. RefSeq lists its product as uncharacterized. The record is from RefSeq and is a predicted model, not a curated record. Gene Ontology annotation, molecular function: FAD binding. The transcript has 2 exons. The annotation marks the transcript as partial. NCBI's taxonomy places the organism in Eukaryota, Fungi, Ascomycota, Dothideomycetes, Mycosphaerellales, Mycosphaerellaceae. Gene Ontology annotation, biological process: secondary metabolite biosynthetic process.